UCUACAGCAGCAGCAGCUUGACAGCAAAGAAAGCUCCGGUUCAGAGAGCUCAGAACAGGUAAGCCUUCUGUUUCUCAGUUACUGAAUCUCAUCAGCUCUAACAUUCAGAUUUACCUGGAGGGGUUGGUACUGAAUUGGGAAACACUGAUGCACAAUUCCUCUCCUUUCACAGUACGCACAAGGAAAGAACAUUUUCUUUCCUUUGACUCCCAUUCUUCGCCAGCUCCUGAAACACUCCAAGCAUGCUCAGCCACCUGUUUUGCUGCGAGUCUGAGGUAAGCCACCUGUCUUGUAGCAGAAGACACAAUCCUGCAGCAAGCUCUACCACUACAUUUGCCUACUUCUCACUUGCAUUAUUCUAAUUAUGCAAUAAACAAUCUUUAGAGAAUUUUUUCCUUCCAGAAAUAACAUACGGCUCUUGGAAGCAGUGCAGCUUUUAUGCCUUGUUCAGCAUGGUACUUGCAGAAUUUUUAUUUUUCUGUUUUCACCUUUAGCACUCUAUGUUAACAUAAGCACCUCAUGUGGAAUGAAUACCCAUGGUAUUUUGACUAGUCACAGCACAGCCAGCUUUAUCCUCAGCAACCAGCACCUGCCUGGUCACCUGCUCAUAGGGCUCUGUUUUCCAAAGCCGAUGACGCUGUUGGGGAUGUGCUUCACACCAUGCAUCAAUUAACAGACUAAAGCCACUAAAGCCAUUGGUUCUUCUCUGCAAUUCUGUUCUCACUCUGCAGAUACCUAUCUGACCAACCAGGGCUGUGUCCUAUGAAAUACUGCUGCUUCCCGAUCAUCUUCUGCUUCCUUCAGCUCCCUCAUGCCUUUUGUCACCAGCACACUGAAACCACAGAUCAGCAAAGAGGUACCUGUGACUGAAGCCAGCACGGGUCACAGCGAAUAGCUCUCCCCACCCUUGUCUGCUUACUUUCUAAGCCUGAAUAAAUGAUAAAUAGCAAGCAAUCACAAUUUCUUCAUCAUUUCUUAACAACAAAUAUUCCCAUGUCACUUCAGUGACUCCACUGUCAGCAGAACAGGAAGGGCGCUACUGCAGCUGUGCCCUCAGACUCUGGGCUCUGCCAAACCUCCAUCCCAUGCUUUUGACUGCUGAGUUAGCACACAACCCCCUCCUGCAGCAACAACCACCAACUACGAGCUUAAGUUGCUUCGUUUGCUAAACAAAACAUGCGACCACCUCCGAGAGCUCAUCGCCCUCUCAUUGGGCGGAGCCCGGCCAAUCAGCGGCGCCACCAUCCCGUUGGCUGCGCCCCUCCUUUGGCCCCGCCCCUUGCUCACAGCGCGCUGCCGAUUGGCUGCUUUCCUCUCCCCCGUCGCCCGGCGGGGCCGCGUGCAUUGACUUGUCCCGGUCGUGCGGAGCGGUCGCAAGAUGAACCCCGUGCUGGAGGUGCUGGCGUUCCUGGGCACGCUGCUGUACGCCUACGCGGAGGCGCUGGUGAAGCUGCUGCUGCCUGCCAAGAGGAAGACCGUCCGCGGGGAGCUGGUGCUGGUGACGGGCGCUGCCCGCGGUCUGGGCAGGGCCACGGCCCGCGAGUUCGCCCGGCGCCAGAGCCGCCUGGUGCUGUGGGACGUCGAGGCGCAUGGCCUCAAGGAGACGGCAGCAGAAUGCGAAGAGCUGGGAGCCACCGUUCACAGCUUUGUGGUGGACUGCAGCAAAAGGGAGGAGAUCUACAGCGCUGCCGAGAAGGUGAAAAAGGACAUUGGUGAUGUCUCCAUCCUGGUGAAUAACGCUGGUGUGAUUGCAACUGCUGACCUGCUCUCCACCCAGGACCACCAAGUUGAGAAAACAUUUGAAGUAAACAUUCUUGCUCACAUCUGGACAACAAGAGCUUUUCUGCCGACAAUGAUGAACAACAACUACGGUCACAUUGUCACAGUGGCUUCUGCAGCAGGUCAUUUUGUAGUUCCUUUCAUGGUGGCUUAUUGUUCAAGCAAGUUUGCUGCAGUUGGAUUUCAUAAAGCCCUGACGGACGAGCUGUCUUCACUGGGAAAGGAUGGAAUAAAAACAACAUGCCUCUGUCCAGUUUUUAUAAAUACUGGAUUUGUCAAAAACCCCACUAUGAGGCUUGGAAAGAUCUUGGAGGUUGAUGAAGUUGUGAAGGCACUGAUGGAAGGAAUAGUGACCAACCAGAAAAUGGUUUUUGUUCCAUCAAAUCAACGUUUCGCUUUACUUCUUGAAAGGUUGCUUCCGGAACGUGCCCUGAAUUAUAUCAAAAAGCUGACUGAUGUUAAGUUUGAUGCAAUUAUUGGGCAUAGAAGCAAUCAGUGAAAAAGAAAUUUUCUUACUUCCCCUCGAAAUGAGUGAAAGCAGAACAUAUGCUGAGUGUAGCACAGCUAUUUGGAUUCAGAGCAGAAUUAAGACUGGUACUUCUUCCAGGCCACUGCUUCCCAUCACACCUUAAGGUCCAUCCCACACCUGCAGCAGGAACAGACAUGCAUAACAUGGUGUGUUAGCAGAGCAGAGAUGCAGCUCUACACAUCAGAAGGACUGUUCUGGAAUGUGCACAACUGCUUUUGUGAGUGCAGUGGAAUUGUUGGAGUAUAAAUUAAUGUGGCCUUAUCACUGAGUAAAAUUAUCUUGUGGGGUGGCCUACUUCACCUUAAUGAAUCAUUUUAAGUUCAAAAAGCCUAGUACUGCACAUAGUUUAAUACAUUUUUUGUGGUGAGUAUCUGAAAUAAUACAGCCUCUUAAUCAACUGCUACCUUAAAUAUGUUGAUUGUCCAUUAUGCAUGAGAUCCACCAGUACAACUUGUAUAGAAUAAAAGCAGUUCUCUAACCA
Phasianus colchicus (ring-necked pheasant) is the source of this 2789-nucleotide messenger RNA. Its product is annotated as estradiol 17-beta-dehydrogenase 11-like. The record is from RefSeq and is a predicted model, not a curated record. NCBI's taxonomy places the organism in Eukaryota, Metazoa, Chordata, Aves, Galliformes, Phasianidae. Gene Ontology annotation, cellular component: lipid droplet. Gene Ontology annotation, molecular function: oxidoreductase activity, acting on the CH-OH group of donors, NAD or NADP as acceptor; steroid dehydrogenase activity.